Molecule: messenger RNA, 2319 nt
Organism: Ananas comosus (pineapple)
Lineage: Eukaryota; Viridiplantae; Streptophyta; Magnoliopsida; Poales; Bromeliaceae
Product: probable galacturonosyltransferase 6
Exons: 9
Coding region: 189-1949 (586 amino acids)
Molecular function (GO): polygalacturonate 4-alpha-galacturonosyltransferase activity
Source: RefSeq, a predicted model, not a curated record
CCUCGGUCGUAGGCCUUUCUCGUUUCCCUUUCCUUCAUUUUCCCUCCUCCACCGAAUCCAAUAACACUACCCAAAUCUCUUCUUCUUCGAGCUCCACAAACCCUAACCCUAACCCUAACCCUGAUUCGGGAUCGAUCUUCGAUGCGCGGAGGCUUAGGCCCCUCCGAGUCGUCGUCUUCUGCGUCCCGAUGAGGCUGAUCGUGCGGUCGCCGCGGAUCCUCCUACCCCUCCUCCUCCUCGGCGUGCCCUUCGCCAUCGUCUCCGGACUCCUCUUCGUCAACCUCCCCUCCGAUUUCUCCCCUCCCUCUCUGAGCAAUCGAUUCGGGAGGAAGGAGUUGGGCGGGGAAGGAUCUCGAUUGGUUAAGAAUGUUUCCCCGGGGCACUCUGCUGAUUCAAUGAGACUUAAUGCAAUCAAUAUGGAUAUUGAUGGAAGACUCAAAGAACCCACUGGAACUGUUUAUGAAGAUGAUAAAUCUCAUAUCGAAGCCGUGCCGUCUAGUGAGAAUGAAGGUGGAGAACUUAACAAGUCUAAUGUGCCCAUCUCCACAAAGGGGGAGAAGCUCGAGCAGUCUGAUAAAGCAACUGUAAGGGAAGAUAAUGGCGGUUCUCGUUCUCAGAAUGGACCAAAAGAGAAGAUAUGGGAGAUGGAAGAUCAACUAAUCAUGGCUAAAGCUUACUUGCGUUUUGCUCCACCAGGUAGCAACUCCCAUCUUGUUCGCGAGCUAAAGUUGAGGAUAAAAGAGAGCGAAAGGGUGCUAGGUCAAGCAAGCAAGGAUUCGGAUUUAUCUAGGAGUGCUUUGCAGAAAAUGAGAGCAAUGGGAUCAACUUUAUCCAAAGCACACAGGGCUUACCCAGAUUGCCCCUCGAUGGCAUCAAAAUUACGGGCCAUGACAUAUAGCACCGAAGAACAGCUCAGAGCACAGCAAAGUGAAGCUUCAUAUCUUAUGCAGGUUAACGCAAGGACUUUGCCUAAAGGCCUUCACUGCCUCUCAAUGCAGCUUACUUCUGAGUACUUCAGUUUGGAGUCAAAAGAAAUGGAGUUCCCUAACAGAGACAGAGUGCGGCAACCGCAUUUGUAUCAUUAUGCUAUAUUUUCAGACAAUGUACUUGCAUGUGCAGUAGUUGUGAGCUCCACAGUUUCCGCCUCGAAGGAGCCGGAUAAAGUUGUGUUUCACGUGGUGACUGAUUCUCUGAACUUCCCAGCUAUGAAAAUGUGGUUUUUAUUGAAUUCUCCUCAUCCAGCCGCCAUUCAGAUCGAAAGCUUGGAAAAUUUUCAACAAUGGCUACCCUCGAAUUUCAGUUCAGCUUUCAAGCAAUCAGGGGUAAAGGAUCCAAGAUUCACUUCGCCACUCAACCACCUCCGGUUUUAUUUGCCAGAAAUUUUCCCUUAUUUGAGUAAAAUUUUACUUUUGGACCAUGAUGUGGUGGUGCAAAGGGAUUUGAGUGAAUUAUGGAAAAUGGAUAUGAAAGGUAAAGUUAUUGGAGUGGUUGAGACAUGUAGGGAGGGUGAGUCACUGAAUCAAUUGAAGAGUUUUCUGAACUUCUCAGACCCAACUAUUCAAGAUAGCUUCAAUGCAAAAUCUUGCAUAUGGGCAUUUGGGAUGAAUAUCUUUGAUCUUAAUGAGUGGCGCAGACGUGGUUUAACAACGAGUUACCAUAAUUGGCUUCAGGCGGGAAAGAGGAGGCAGUUGUGGAAAGUAGGUAGCCUACCACUGGGACAGAUGGUCUUCUAUAACCGAACGAUGGCUCUUGACAGGCGGUGGCACGUACUUGGGCUCGGCCACGACACAAAUCUAGAAAGAUAUGAAAUUGAGAGAGCAGCGGUUAUUCAUUACGAUGGUAACAUGAAGCCGUGGCUUGAGAUUUCGAUCCCAAAGUACAGAGGCUACUGGAAUAAGUUUGUUAACUACGAUAACCCCUUCUUGCAACAAUGCAACAUUCAUAAAUAACUUUUGAGACCUCUUUCCUCUUCUAUUCUUUGUAGUUCUUUCUGUAGCUUAGCAGUUGGAACCUUUCUUAUUGCCAUUCUCUUUUAGCCCCUGACGUCGUCUCUUUGUAUACUCACGGAGAAUUUCUUUAUUACUCGUCGAUGAUUAUCCGAUUCUUUUUCCAACAAUAUGUUGGCGGAAUAAGAAUUUCUCGAGGGCUUUUCGGAUUUUGAGAUUCGCGGACCAACUUCAUUUGUGUGUGAGCUGUACUCCCCUGUACAUUCGGGCUAUAAAAAUAGGUAUUUAUGUUGUUGUCUAGUAUUUAUAAUGCCUGGCUGUUUAAACAUUUGUUCUUGCACACAUUGUUUUUGAAUAAAGUUGUUUGUUUCUA